Molecule: messenger RNA, 766 nt
Organism: Entrophospora candida
Lineage: Eukaryota; Fungi; Glomeromycota; Glomeromycetes; Entrophosporales; Entrophosporaceae
Source: the annotation of a GenBank genome assembly
AUGUCGAACAACUUUUUUGAAUCACCUGCAGAAAAUUGGACGAUUGAAAAUAUUGCAGCCCACUACUGCUUUGAAGACAAUGCUCGUAUUUUCGAUUGUAUUAAAAAAGAUAUUAAGUCACGUUCUAACAUGAAAGACGAUGCUGCACUGUUGGCAAAUCAGCUUUUAACAUCAAAAUGGAAGUUGAUUAUUGCUUUUUUUGACUACGAGAAAUUCGUCGAAGGUGUGAAAACUUGUUUAACUGUUGACACAAUUAGGGCGAGCUUAAGGAUUUCUCCUCAAAAUCAAUGGCAAAAAUUCACACGGGAAAUUCUUAAUAGCAUUGACUCUGUGUCAUCCUUUAGACUAAUCCGAGAAAAUGCGCAAAAGACCAACUUGAUUCCGAAGGCAUCAAAAAAUCCAACAACAUCUGCAACUGGUAAUGACGAAUCGCGAGAUAAUAUACAUGAUAUAAACGAAAGUAUGAAGAGUGAUGUAGAAAUAGAUUUAGAAAAUGUGAUCGUUGAUGCUGAUUUCUUAAAUGUACCAUCAGACAGCAUUAAAAAUGUUAUGGACGAGGACAUUUUUGUCCAUAGAUAUUGUCAUUUGAUGUUUGAGAAAGAAAAUGAAAUUACAUUUGGAGAAGUAAAACCUUCAAGCGCUUCCAAUAAUAUAGUAAAUCAAGCAUUAAUCAAACUUGCAGAAUUCAUGAAGGGAUCGUUGGAUUCUCUUCGCAAGCAAUUUAGAUAUUCUCCAACUUCUGAAACAUUCGGGAUUAUUAUUGGUG